AUGGCGGCGCCUCGCGACCUAGCGGCCGCUGCGCCCGGAAAGGCCAAACUGACGCACCCGGGGAAGGCCAUCCUGGCAGGCGGCUUGGCCGGAGGCAUCGAGAUCUGCAUCACCUUCCCCACCGAGUACGUGAAGACGCAGCUGCAGCUGGACGAGCGCGCACACCCGCCGCGCUACCGGGGCAUCGGGGACUGUGUGCGGCAGACGGUGCGCAGCCAUGGCGUCCUGGGCCUGUACCGAGGCCUCAGCUCCCUGCUCUACGGCUCCAUCCCCAAGGCGGCCGUUAGGUUCGGGAUGUUUGAGUUCCUCAGCAACCACAUGCGGGACGCCCAGGGACGGCUGGACAGCACGAGGGGGCUGCUGUGUGGUCUGGGCGCGGGAGUGGCCGAGGCCGUGGUGGUCGUGUGUCCAAUGGAGACCGUGAAGGUGAAGUUCAUCCAUGACCAGACCUCCCCCAACCCCAAGUACAGAGGAUUCUUCCAUGGGGUCCGGGCGAUUGUGCGGGAACAAGGGCUGAAGGGGACAUACCAGGGCCUCACAGCCACCGUGCUAAAGCAGGGCUCCAACCAGGCCAUCCGCUUCUUCGUCAUGACCUCCCUGCGCAACUGGUAUCGAGGGGAGGAGCCCAACAAGCCCAUGAACCCACUGAUCACCGGGGUUUUUGGAGCUAUUGCGGGUGCAGCCAGUGUCUUCGGGAACACUCCUCUGGACGUGAUCAAAACCCGGAUGCAGGGCCUGGAGGCACACAAAUACCGGAACACAUGGGACUGCGGCAUGCAGAUUCUGAGGAAUGAGGGGCUCAAGGCGUUCUACAAGGGCACCAUUCCCCGACUGGGCCGCGUCUGUAUGGACGUGGCGAUCGUGUUCAUCAUCUACGAUGAAGUGGUGAAGCUGCUCAACAAAGUGUGGCAGACAGACUGA
Molecule: messenger RNA, 921 nt
Organism: Pipistrellus nathusii (Nathusius's pipistrelle)
Lineage: Eukaryota; Metazoa; Chordata; Mammalia; Chiroptera; Vespertilionidae
Source: the annotation of a GenBank genome assembly